This is a messenger RNA of Cheilinus undulatus (humphead wrasse), 3634 nucleotides long. It is a transcript of the gene cwf19l2, whose product is annotated as CWF19 like cell cycle control factor 2. Gene Ontology annotation, cellular component: post-mRNA release spliceosomal complex. The transcript has 19 exons. The record is from RefSeq and is a predicted model, not a curated record. Gene Ontology annotation, biological process: mRNA splicing, via spliceosome. The coding region runs from base 31 to 2859 and encodes 942 amino acids. NCBI's taxonomy places the organism in Eukaryota, Metazoa, Chordata, Actinopteri, Labriformes, Labridae.
ACAUCCAACAAAAACAAUGACGACAGUGUCAUGGCGGCUUACGGAGUGAGUUUUGAGAGCUCGGGCAGCAUCGAUGAAAGAAAGGAAAAUAAGCGACAGGCACGGAAAGAAGCUAUAGAAAAGGCCAAAAAGCAGUAUGAGAAGGAAGAGAGGAGAAAAGAGCUGAAGAGGCAGAGAGGGGAGGACACUUGGAUGCUGCCAGAGGUCAACAAGCGGCUGCAGGAGAUAGGAGACGAUGGUUCUGUAAAGAGCAAGAAGAAAAAAGAAAAGAAAUCUAAAAAGAAAAAGGAGAAGAAGAAGAAGGCCAAGACGGAGAAGAAGACAGCAGAAGCAGGAGAUGGCUCUAGUGACAGCUCAGAGGACUCUGGUGAUGAGUGGGUUGAAGCUCAGCCACAGACACAAGUUGCUAAAGCCUGGCAGCUUCCUGAUGACUCCAAGCCUUCAGAGAGCAACCAAAGCCCAUCUCAAAAUGUCCAACAGAGAGAUGAAUGGAUGACAUUUGACUUCUUGGCAAUGAAAACCACCUCUACGUCAGAGAGGAGGGCUGAGAAAGAACGUCUGAAAGAAGAGGAGAGGGCAAAGGCUCAGGCCAUUGAACAGGCUGGUUUGCACAAAUUAGAGCUGAACCCAUACUGGAAAGAUGGAGGAACUGGUCUGCCCCCAGAGGAAAAGGCUGGUGCUGCAACAACAAAAGUCUCGGUAGUGAAUGAUGGAGGUCUGAGCUGGUUGAGGAAGAGCUACCAGAGGAUGAAGGAGCAGGCUGAGAGGGAGCAGCGCAGCCUCAACGAUAUUGUGGCUGAGAGAUACGGCUCAAUGGAAGAAUUUCAAAAAAGGCUUGCUGAGGCUGAAAAAGCUGUGUAUGGAGAAAGAGGAGGAGGAUGGAGGAAAGGAGAGAAUGAGGACAGAGAGAGAUGGAAGAGAAAAGAGGAAGUUGGAGCAGAGAGAAAUCGGUGGAGAAUAAGUGAAAGGGGAAGAGGAGAAGAGAGGGAGAGAGAGCGGGGAGGGUAUCAAGGGCGGGAGGAAGAGAUCGAUGGUCGAGAGGGUGACAGGUUACAAGAAAGGGAAAGGGAUCGAGAUGCUGACCGAAACAGAGAUAGAGACAGAUGUAGGGAUAGAGACCGAGACCGAGACAGAGAUGGGGAUAGAGACAGAGUUAGAGAUAGAGGGAGGGACAGACAUAAUGAAAGAAACAGAGAGAGAAAUAGAGAAAGCGAAAGACCUGUUGCAUCGUCCUCAUCCAUGCAAAAUUGGAGUCCAAGUUCUUCCUCUCUUGGAUCACUAAAAAGCCGCUUCCUAAAACCCUCAGAAGAUGACGACAAUGAUGAAGAUCGUCAUCACCGUCCUCCUUCACGUCGGUCCACAGGGUUCCUAAAACCCAGCUCAGACGAUGAAGACUCUUGUCCUCGUAAUACAAGCAUCCCAGCCUGGAAGAAGAGCAGCAGUGCUGCCCAGGAAUCUGCCAGCUCAGAGAAACCACAACAGGAGAAAGAGACAGAUUCUGGGAAAACUGCAGCACCACCUCAAGGCUUAAACAUGCAUGGAGAAAAAGCUGCUUCGACAUCAAGGAGUGAGAGUGAAAGUGAAGAAGAAGAAGAAGAAGAGGAGAUCCCACUGCUGUCAGAGGAGGAGAUGAACAAACUAGGAGCCAAAUUGGUGAAGGCAGAGAUCAUGGGGAACACAGCAAUGGUUGAGAAGCUGAAAGCCCAGCUGGAUGCAGCACAGAAAGCUAAAGAGAGCCAUGCUGCCCGACAGAAGCUACAAGAAACAAAUAAAUCAAAGCAGGUCAAGAGUCAUCCCAGUGAAGACCAGGAAGUCCUGCUGUUCAGAACGGACCAAUCAGGUCGUGCCUGGCCAGUCAGUGCUCCAUCUGGACCUCAGGAGCCCCAUGGAGGACGACGGAAGAAGAAAGCGAUUGAGACUCACGUUGAUGGGGAGCGUGUGCGCUACUUCCAGGAUGAUGAUAACGUGGGUCUGAAGGAGAUGGUGAGGAGGGAGAAGAUGAGCUCUGCACAGGAUCAGAAUUCCCUCUACUCCCGUAUGGCUUCAAAGAUGAUGGGGAAGACAGACGGUGACAACUACACGCUGGAUGACAUGUUUGUGUCGAGUGCGGCGCAGCGGGAGGGCGAGGGGAGGGAGGAGGAGAGAAUGAGGAACAGAGCCAUCGGGGAGAGCAGGAAGCUGGCUGCCUCCAUGGAGAAAUGCCAGCACUGCUUCAGCAGCCAAGAGCUCCAGAAGCACCUCAUAGUGGCAAUAGGGAGCAAGGUGUACCUGAGUCUGCCAGCAGGUGUGUCCAUGACAGAGGGCCACUGUCUCAUCUGUCCUCUGCAGCAUCACUGUUCUGCCACCUUAUUGGACGAGGAUGUCUGGUCAGAAAUGCAGCUUUUCCGGCGUACAUUGGUGCGCAUGUUUGAGUCCCAGGAGCUGGACUGUGUGUUCAUGGAAACAUACAUGAACCCACGCAGAAGACAACACAUGGUGCUGGAGUGUAUCCCACUACCCCGAGAACUGGGUGACAUGGCACCCAUAUACUUCAAAAAAGCUAUCAUGGAGUGUGAUGAGGAAUGGGCCAUGAACAAAAAAGUUGUAGACCUCACAUCGAAAGACAUCCGCCAAGCUGUUCCUCGAAGCCUGCCUUACUUUGCUGUAGACUUUGGACUCCAGGGAGGGUUUGCCCAUGUAAUUGAAAAUGAGCAGAAGUUCCCCCAUUACUUUGGCAAGGAAGUGGUUGGAGGCAUGAUGGACUUGGAGCCACGGCGGUGGAGAAAGUUUAUCAGGGAGAACUUUGAUGAUCAGAGGAAAAAAGUCUUGAAGUUUGCACAGUGGUGGAAACCGUAUGACUGCACCAAGACUGAGGGUUAAUGCUCACAGAGGGGUACACUCUCUUUUAAUAGAGCCAACACUUACCGCCCAAAAAAACACCACAUUGAAACAAACUAUAAUUUUGAGAAAUUUGCAUAAAAACAUUCAAAUUCAGACCUCGACACAAACUUUUAUAAGUAGUUGUAAUGUGUAAGCUUUUUACUUGAAUAAAAUCUAAGUAAUGAGCUGUGAUUCAUGUGUUUGGCUAUUAUAAUGUUGCAUGUAAGAAGAUGUUUCUGAUCCCUAUUUUCUUGACUAAGAUUUCCCUAUUAUUCCUUAAUAUUGAAUAUGUAAUUAAAACCUUGAACAGAGAGCUGUGCAUGGACAGGUUUUGAAGGGAUUGUCAUACACAACAAAACAGCUUUUAUUCUCCUUGGCCUUCUUCGUAAGUUGUACACACAUACAGCUAGAUUUGUGGAUAGAAGAUCAAAUAUAAAGGCAUUUUUAGAAGACCUGAAACUGAAGCUGUGUCAGUUCCAUACCCCUUAUUUUUCCAGUGUCUCCUAUCCAUAUUGCUCUACCAUGCUCUCUGACCCUGGGCUUUAAUUUCAUACUCGUGAACUCAUGAUCCUUUGCAGCUGUCAAUUCAUUUUAAAGGUUUUCGUGUCAUCACAGCCACGUGUGCAGGGGGAUACACAAUACAGGACUGAACAUAAGCUAUUGAGUCAUCUUGCCCCAUGAUUGCUUUUUCAGCUACAGUGGUGUGAAAAAGUAUUUGCCCCCUUUCUUAUUUCUGAGAUUUUUGUUGAUUUAUCCCACUUAAAUGUUUCGGAUC